CCCAGUUACCCACUACCCCCUCCCCCUCCAAAGAGGAAAGAGAAAAAAAGAAAGAAAGAAAAAAAGAAAGAAAGAAAGUUACGGGUCCUACAUUUUGAUUUCCUUUUAUGAGACCAAGAAAGUCACAUCUACAGUUGAAGGCACUGAGAAGGAAAGACAGAAUCUUGGGUUCCCAUUGGGAGUUGCAAGUAUAAAUCAGCAGUGGCUCACUCUCCCCUGUUUCAGUUUUGAAGGAGAUCCAUGCUAAAUGUGGUAAAGGGGUUGUCUUUCAUGGGGCUCUGAUCUUGAAAACUGAGCAACAAUGGUAUGGGUCAAAAGGAUUUUGAGGAAAAAGCUCUGCUUUUGGUCUCAAGGUUAGACAAUACUUUCUGGGUUUUCUUUUGUGGGUGGAAAGUAGAAGAGUGAAGACAGCUUUUGGUGGCACUGAGAAGAACCCAGUUCAAUUCUUCUCAGGCUGGGGCUCCAAGGAAGAUCAUUGAAGCAGAGAGGGAUUUGGUUGGAGUGGAUUUGGUGUGCUGUUGUAUCCUGGUUCUGUUAAACAAUCAAGGGGCAAGAGUUUCGACUCUUCCCUGGUUGGAGUCUUUUUACUGGCCUUAGACAAAGAUACUUCGGCGUGCAUUUGAAAUUAAGAUUUACAGUAUCAGAGUAGUUCAGAAUGGCCAAAGAUGCACAAGAAAUGCGAUCUUUGGCCUUGACACCAACAUGGUCUGUUGCUACUGUGUUGACAAUUUUUGUGGCUGUUUCUCUGCUUGUGGAGCGCAGCAUUCAUCGGUUAAGCCAUUGGUUGCGGAAAACUAAUCGUAAGCCCUUGCUUGAAGCUGUGGAGAAAAUGAAGGAAGAGUUGAUGCUGCUUGGAUUUAUCUCUCUUCUUUUGACGGCUACCUCAAGCACGAUAGCCAAUAUUUGCAUUCCAUCAAAAUUCUAUGAUAGCAAGUUUUCUCCAUGUACAAGAAAAGAGAUUGAUGAAGAAAAUGAAACUAAGACGUCUGAGGAACGCAAACUAUUGAUGUUUACUGUUCUGCCUCAUACGUUUAGGAGAAUGUUAAAUGGCUUGAAUGCUAAUACCUGCAAAAAGGGUUAUGAGCCAUUCGUUUCAUAUCAAGGUCUUGAGCAGUUGCACCGCUUCAUCUUUGUCAUGGCAAUAACACAUGUAUCCUACAGCUGCUUAACGAUGUUGCUGGCAAUAGUGAAGAUUCAUGGUUGGAGAGCAUGGGAGGAUGCCGCUCACAUGGACAGGCAUGAUUCAUUGACUGAAAUCACACGGCAGAUGACAAUGCGAAGGCAGUCUACCUUUGUAAAUACAUCAAAUCCACUGGCCAGGAAUAGUUUUUUAAUCUGGGUGAUAUGCUUCUUCAGGCAAUUCGGGCAUUCAGUGGUUCGUGCUGACUACUUAACACUCCGCAAGGGUUUCAUCAUGAAUCACAACCUUCCACCAAAGUAUGAUUUUCACAGCUAUAUGAUUCGAUCUAUGGAAGAGGAAUUCCAAAGAAUAGUUGGUGUGAGCGCUCCACUCUGGGGAUUUGUCGUUGCUUUCAUGCUGUUUAAUGUACAAGGGUCUAAUCUUUAUUUCUGGAUUGCAAUCAUUCCAAUUACUCUAGUCCUUCUUGUGGGAAUGAAGUUGCAGCAUGUUAUUGCAACCCUUGCUUUGGAGAAUGCUGGUAUAUCUGGAUCCUAUCCAGGAGCAAAGCUGAGGCCUCGAGACGAUCUUUUCUGGUUCAAGAAGCCAGAACUUCUGUUGUCCUUGAUACAUUUUUGUUUGUUCCAGAAUGCGUUUGAGUUGGCUUCAUUCUUUUGGUUUUGGUGGCAGUUUGGGUAUAGUUCUUGCUUCAUUCGGAAUCAUACACUUGUGUAUUUGAGGCUGAUUUUAGGGUUUGCUGGGCAAUUCCUGUGCAGCUACAGCACCUUGCCACUGUAUGCCUUGGUUACUCAGAUGGGAACAAAUUAUAAGGCCGCACUAAUCCCACAAAGGAUAAGAGAAACCAUACAUGGGUGGAAAAAAGCAGCUAGGAGGAAAAGAAGGCUAGGCACAUACAAUGACGAUUCAACCAUACACACAUGCACAGACACAAGCACAGUAGUGUCGGUUGAGGAAGAUGAUCGUGAUUUUUUCGAUGGCCCAGCAACUGAUGCCAAUACACAUAAUGGAGUUGAGUUGCAACCAGUUUCUAGUGUGAUGACCAGUCCUUGCCCAGUUGCUAACGAAACAUCAAGUAGGGCAGGUACACCCCUUCUUCGUCCAUCGGCGUCUGUUUCUGCAUCAGUAGUAUUGAAUUUUCAACCAGAAACUGUUCCAAGAUCUGCAUCAAUGAAGUAGCAAUGGAAUGAUGAUGAUGAUGAAGAAUAGUAGAAUACUAGGAAGAGAAAUGUGUAGAUUUUACUCCCCGCUGUAUGCAAUUUGAAAAAUAGUGAUGAGGGUUAAAGACCAUAGAAUACCUACUGGAUGGUAACGUGUUACACGAUAUUGCUGAACAUAGAGUAGAAACAUGUGAUGUAAUAGUUGACUAAAUGUCAGAACACAAAUACUACUGAUCGAUGUUGUGAAUUAGUUUAAUUACAGAGUAUUAGAGCAGUGUGAUUUAAAAAAAGAAGAAAAAGUUGGAAGAA
This is a messenger RNA of Rosa rugosa (rugosa rose), 2604 nucleotides long. RefSeq names its product MLO-like protein 11. Bases 656 to 2314 code for a protein of 552 amino acids. Gene Ontology annotation, biological process: defense response. The record is from RefSeq and is a predicted model, not a curated record. The transcript has 16 exons. Gene Ontology annotation, cellular component: membrane. NCBI's taxonomy places the organism in Eukaryota, Viridiplantae, Streptophyta, Magnoliopsida, Rosales, Rosaceae.